AUGGUACGAUUUGAUAAUAGUCUCCAUGAAGUUGACUUGAAUGCACAGUUAGGUGAUGAGUAUAAAACUUUAUCCCACUCACUUAAACGGGGAGUGACACAUGAUAAUAAUUGUACACACCAUUUAAUGCACCAAUAUACAGUAUCAAAUUUAUCUUAUGCAGUCUCAAACCUUACCGUCUCCGAUGAAGGAUCAUCAAGCGAGAUCGAAACUACCUUAAGCAACACAUACAGCUAUUAUUACCGCAUACAUGGUCUCCGAGUUAUUAAUUUAAUAACAAAGCAACAUCUUUUACUUAUAGUGAAAUUAAUCAAUGGUAAUUGCUUGAAUAGCGCAUCCAGGAAUAUCAUUUCAUUAUACAAUAACACAAAUAGGAAUUCCAUUUCAGAGAUUCAGCAAUUGCUUCUAUGUGAUUAUACAAAAAACAAUAAGGAAUACUUAUCCUCAUUGAAGAUAUUAGUGUUACAAACAUUAUUAAAAAAGCAUGAUGUAUCUGAGAGCAUUAUUAGUGUCAUAAAGCUGUUUGCCUACGAUAGAAAGCUUUUAUUGGAGGAUCAUAAAUUAAAGAAGAAUACUGUAAUUAAAUUAAUACUUAACUACUACUCUAAGUUCAAGGAAUAUCGUUUGCUUUUUGGAUUGAAGUUCUUGCAGUAUAUUGCACAAUUUAACUUCAGAUAUGAUGAGUUUAUAAAAAACAUGACUAGAGAUGCUUUCUUACAGCAGUUAGGAAGACAGAAGACUUCAAACAAUACUCUCACAUCAAGAUACUUGAGCAUGUUCUAUUUCAGUUACCAGAUGCAAUAUAAAUCAAAUAAUGAUCAACUAUUUUCUAGUACAUCGGCUGAGCAUGUGCCAGAAGGAUUUUUCAAUUUACAGAAUGUAGUUACUAAUUUAGAGCGGAAUGAAAGGUUCUUUGACAAGUAUAUGAUGUCUACCAAGCAAUUAAAUGACCUUAUCAACAUUAUCGCUGAAGAGGGAAGAGUCUUUGAGAAAGAGCUUGAUGAGAAAAGCAUUUUGUUGAUACAAAGAAUAUUGUCAAUUUUUCAAAUAAAAUGCUACGAGAUAUCGAAACCAGUCUUGAAAUUUUUGGAUAAGAUAAUAAUCUUACUGAAUAGCAAUGUGAAGUAUUUAUCUAACGAUAUUUCUCCCCUUAUAAAACUUAUCGAGUCCAUGAUACAGUUUUGUACAACAAACUCUCUACAUAAAACGUUUGAGAACACCAUGGCUGUGGCAUAUAACAUUGCACUGAAAACAAAAAAUUCUGAGUUACUUUUACUGGUAUCUAAAUUUGAAUUUUCUAGGUUGUUAUUGAAUUACAAAGAAACCGAAAAAAUCAAACCAUCUGAUCUGAAUAAAUUCAAUGUAUUUCUUUCUGCAACUAAAGAGAUUAGAAACAGAUACAAAAUUUUACAAAUUUUUUAUCAUCAUACUUUAUUCGACGGUAAAGAGCACUUUAAUGAAGUCUACGCAGUUUGUGAAUAUAUAGCCGCUAUUGUCAAAAGGAAAAUCGGGACUCUAAAGUGGGAAAACCUAGAAUGCAAGUCAGAAGUAAUGAAGGGAAUAAUUGCCGGAGUUACAAAUGAUAGGUACCCAAAUAAUGAGUGUAUGGAGCCCUGUAUUUUACUACUUCAAUCGUCAUUCUUCCCCGAAAAAGUGCUUACUUCAGAGGAGUAUAACGAUAGUAGUAAUCAAGAUGGCAUUGUGUAUGACGUUUUUCCGCUUCUGAAAUGCAACUAUUUGUUAAAUAAUGAUAUCGCAAAGGGAAGAACAAUGUAUCUGGUGCAGGUCACUAAAACAUUUUGUCAGUUUGCUACCAAAGAUAAUAAAGUUAAUUAUUGCUCCAGAAUCGAGAACGAUUUUAUCAAAAAGCUGCUUAACUAUCUAUCGAUAAAUGGCUACCAUAAACUUCUUCUAUCAGUUGUUGGAAUUUUAGAGAAAAGAACAGAAUAUUACAAAACUUUAUCAAAUGAUUAUAUCACUUAUAAGGCUCAUUCGUGUAUGCGUUUGAAAUUAAAGAAUAGGACAAAACAUGUUUUUGAUCAAUUUACUAAUCAAAAAGGAGAAAUCAAAUUUGAUGACGAGAAAGAUAUUUACAACCAUUUAAUUAUGAGUUUGUUGUACGCUUCCUGGGAAGAUUCACCCGAACUUUUUACUUCUAGCAAUGAAAGAGUACCCAAGGAUAUUAAGGAGCAUAUUUUGGAUUUUAGUACUAAUGACAAAUCUAACCUGAAUAAAUACUUUCAGAAACUUAUUUUCAAUAUUAAGUUUGCUAACUAUUAUGCCAGCUUGUUAAACCAAAAGAAGUGCUACUCUUAUGCAGUGGAGGUCAGUAAAAAAGGUCUAAAAAUUGGAAAAUCUGUUCUAAAAAUAAUUGAAAAGCUAGAUUUAAAUGACAGAUUAACAGUUUUGAAUCAAUUAGUAUCAUCUUAUUCCAAUUUAAUUAAAAUCUACACUGCAGUGGGUCUUGCGAAGGGCGCUCAAUAUUACUGUAAAGAAGUUACAAAAUUACUGCCAGUUUUUGACCAACCUAUUUUUUUAUUUUCAGUACAUGUUCUCUUAUUUGAAUUUUAUCUAGAGAAUGGGGAUUAUGAUUCUGCGUUGACGCAUAAGAAAAAUGCAAACUAUGUCUUUGAUAAUCUAAAUGCAGAGCAUGAUAUUAUCAAUACUACCAGCUUUUUAUAUAUUAAUGAAGAAUAUGAUAAAAUCCAGGAGUCACUAAGAUUGUACUUCGGUUAUGACCUGAACGAUACCGACUUUUUUUUGAGCUGGAAACUUAAGCUCGGUAACAUCUGUGAUGAAUGUCCAACACAAUAUAGUAAUAUGAAUUUCUUUAACAAGAUUGUACAUAUCAACCAGAGAUUAGUACUAGAGAUUGAUGCAGAUCCAUUUUUGAAAAGUUUGAAUGAAACAAUUUUAGCAAAUUUGAAUUGUGUAUCACCAGGGAGUUUAAGCAAUAUUUUGGAUGUUGGGAUGAUAUCAUCAAACAGCACAAAUCGGUCCUCGAACAUGACACCCAAACGGAGACCGACAAGUUUUAAAACUAAUAAGCACAUUGUAAUGGAUAUACUGGACGAGUUCUUUACAACAUUUAACGCUAUGAGACAAGAACUCACUGAAAGAAACGUAAUUUUAAAGGUUUCUGAUAUCUACCGACUAAACUAUUUUUACCUAAUUUCGUUACUGUCAGUACCAGAGUCGAGGAAGCAAUUAAUUGAAGAAACAAUCACUCAGUUAAAUGAGUUACCUUCGGAAAUAACACAUACUUAUGAAAGUUUACUGGCCGAUAAAAAUUGCGACAUAUAUGGUAAAACUAUAUUUGAACUCGAAUCAUCAAAUUAUGAGAUUAUGAAAUCUAAAAAUGUAACGCUUAACUGGGAAGAGCAAAUUGGAAAAGACCGUUUACUAGAUUUGUGUAAUAUCACAGUGGAAGUAAUAUGCAUUGAUAUAUGUAAACUGACUAAUACUCUGAUAAUAAGAAGAAUUUCAAAUCUGGAUUCGAAAAAUAUCAUGGCCAAAAUACCCAUAGAUCGAAAUGUUUCUAGGGAUUUAGAUGCAGAUUCUUUAACAUUUCAACAAGCGUCAGAAAGUUUACAAAAGAUAAUUAACGAUAGUAAUGAAAGUGUAUCCAAAAAUGUUACUGAAACUAUAAAAGACAAGAAUGAUGUACGCAACUGGUGGAAACGAAGGUAUGAUUUAGAUGAAUUACUUGGCAAUCUAAUUGAGAGGAUUGAGAAAACAUGGCUAAAUGGGUUAUCUGGUAUAUUAAACGGAUUGUAUUGUGAUAAGGAUGCGCUACUAGAAUUUCAAUCAAAGAUAACCGCAAUUUUAAAUCAGAUACUACCUAGCAGGAGAAAUUGUUGUAACAGAGCAAAUUUUCUACAGCUGGAUGAGUGGAUAAUCAGUUUAUUGUUAGAUCUAGAUCCUAGUGAUCUUGGAUUUUUCACUGCACUUGAAGAUGUCAUUUAUUUUAUUUUGGAUACUCUAUCACAUAAAGGUGAAGAAAAUGCUUAUGAUGAAAUAGAUUUUGGGUUACUCCAUGUAUUAUUGGAAGAAGAGAUCAGAAAGGUUCGAGUAAACAAAAAAUUAUUCACCAAAAUCGAACAUACCUUCUUAGUUGUGGGACCCAGUUGUCAUACAUUCCCUUGGGAAAUAAUGAAACCACUCAAAGGUCGCUCAGUUACUAGAGUACCAUCGCUUACUAUAUUAUCCAAUUUAUUGUCUAGCAUUAAAGGAAAUUUACCUGUUAAAAUUGAAAGGACGAACGAUAUUUCAAUGAUAUUGAAUAGCAAUAGCGACCUUGUUCGGACAGAAAAGACCUUCAAGGAUAUUUUUGAAAGGAUUCAGGAUAGUCGAGCUGGAUCUCGACUUUUAGUCAACCAAAAACCAACUGAGGAAGAAUAUAUGGACUAUUUGACUAAUUCAAAGGUAUUUUUGUAUGUAGGACAUGGUGGGGGGGAGCAAUACGUUCGUAACUGUACAAUAGAAAGGUGUGACAAGCUACCUCCGGUAUUUCUAAUGGGUUGUUCUUCAGCAGCGACAAAGCUUAAUGGAAAUCUUAAUCCAAACUGUGUAGCGGAAUCAUACAUGUAUGGUAACUCUGUUAUGGUCUUAGGUAACCUCUGGGAUGUUACUGACAAAGAUAUUGACAAGUUUAGUAUCGAGAUGCUUGAGAAAUGCAAUUUACUUGAUGCGAAACCAAACACAGUGAUUACUGGGGUUCCCCAAGCAGUUGCUGAUUCAAGGACUGUAUGCCACUUGAAAUACUUGAACGGAGCUGCUCCUGUUGUGUAUGGACUGCCGGUAGUAUUUAUAUAA
This is a messenger RNA of Nakaseomyces glabratus, 4815 nucleotides long. It is a transcript of the gene ESP1, whose product is annotated as separase. Gene Ontology annotation, molecular function: cysteine-type endopeptidase activity. NCBI's taxonomy places the organism in Eukaryota, Fungi, Ascomycota, Saccharomycetes, Saccharomycetales, Saccharomycetaceae. Gene Ontology annotation, cellular component: mitotic spindle pole body; nucleus; cytoplasm. The record is from RefSeq and is a predicted model, not a curated record. Gene Ontology annotation, biological process: proteolysis; meiotic chromosome separation.